AUGCUCAAGACUGUUUUACUUCUUGAUGGUAGUGAUGCGGUCAAUAGUUCUGCAGAUUAUCUUCCUACACGACUGCUUGCUUUGCGUCCUCAAUUAAAUCGAUUUGUUCAUGAAUAUCUUGAUAGUAAUCCAUUGGCUUCUCUUGCGGUGGUGACUAUGCGGGAUGGGGUGGCCCAUCGUCUAAACUCCUGCACAACGAAUGCUUCUGAGAUUAUACAGGCAUUAGAAGUUCAGUAUUUCCUCUUUGGUGGUUCAGGGGCAAUGUCAUUAGAAAAUGGAUUACGUCUUUCACUUUCAGAACUUGUAGAUAUGAAACGUAUUACAAAACGAGUUCGACAGACAAAUUCAGGUAAUACAGCUACAAGUAGUAAAGAAACAAGAGAAGAACCUUUGGCAAAACUUCGUAUUAUUCUUAUCUCAUCUUCUGUUACGCUUAUUGACCCUCAUGAUGUUUUUCUUGUUCUUAAGAUAGUCAGUCAACUCCAUGUACGUGUAGAUGUUAUUUCCUUCUGUGGGGCUGUUCAUGUUUUUCAUGAAGCCGCUUUAGCUACGGGUGGAACAUUAUAUACUCCUAUGAAUUAUGAUCACCUUACAGAAAUUUUACAUCGUCUUGCCAUUCCUGAGAAAAAUAAUAUUUCUAGUGAAGGAAAACAGUGGAUGAUACAAAUAGGUUUUCCAGUUUAUGUGGAGCAUGAAGGAAAAGAAAAAGAAGGAGAAGAAUAUCAAAAUCUUAAGUAUUACGCAUGUCCUCAGUGUGGAUUAAUACAAACUUCUAUUCCUUCCACCUGUCCACUCUGUAAGUUAUUACUUUGUAGUGUCCCAUUGAUACAUACCACUUUUAUUGCACAAAAUGAACUUUGUGCCCCUUCAAAAGAAUAUAAAUCUGGUAUGGAAAAGGAAAAGGAAAAAACUUUUCUUUACAGUCCUUGUUCGUUAUGUCAACGAAAAAUAGUUUGUAAUGAAAGAGGAAGUAUUUGGCAAUGUAGUUCCUGUCAAUGUGUGCGAUGUAGUGUGUGUGAAACCUAUGUUCGCGACAGUCUAAAUCUCUGUCCAACGUGUAUUGGUUCCUCUAUGUGA
Trypanosoma theileri is the source of this 1077-nucleotide messenger RNA. Its product is annotated as DNA repair and transcription factor protein, TFIIH complex, SSL1 subunit. Gene Ontology annotation, cellular component: transcription factor TFIIH holo complex. The transcript has a single exon. The record is from RefSeq and is a predicted model, not a curated record. Bases 1 to 1077 code for a protein of 358 amino acids. Gene Ontology annotation, molecular function: zinc ion binding. Gene Ontology annotation, biological process: regulation of transcription by RNA polymerase II; nucleotide-excision repair. NCBI's taxonomy places the organism in Eukaryota, Euglenozoa, Kinetoplastea, Trypanosomatida, Trypanosomatidae.